Molecule: messenger RNA, 3345 nt
Organism: Thermothielavioides terrestris NRRL 8126
Lineage: Eukaryota; Fungi; Ascomycota; Sordariomycetes; Sordariales; Chaetomiaceae
Exons: 4
Coding region: 1-3345 (1114 amino acids)
Biological process (GO): SREBP signaling pathway
Cellular component (GO): Golgi membrane; endoplasmic reticulum membrane
Molecular function (GO): sterol binding; protein binding
Source: RefSeq, a predicted model, not a curated record
AUGUUGUGGUAUCUCCUCUAUCCGCUGAGAGGGACCACCGAGGCGCCAGUGCUGGCUCCCACCCAUCCUCUACGGAAAGCCUUCACGCGCUACGGCACCUGGGCUGCUCGCCAUGUCGAGACCAUCCUGCCCCUGUCGGGCGCAGUGGUCUUCUUCUUUCUCUACCUGUUUCCGUUCCUCUACACCACCGACGCCGCCAACAUCACGAGCGGCGUUUCUUACCUUCCCCAUCACGUCUGGACCAAUGCCCAGCCCCUGAGCGACCAGGCUGCCGUCGAGCCCGAUGUGAUCAUGCGCUCCAUUUGGGUCCACGGCUGCUAUAUGAAGGCUCUCCGCCGGGACGUCCUCCUCGGAGCCCUCGAGUUGCAGGACGAGAUCCUCGGCCCCACGACCGACUUCGACCCCCGCCAGCCACCCGGCCCCCGAAUGCUCCCCGAGCCGGACGCCGACCUGGACCGCCAGCAACGGGACUUUUUCCACAUCACAAAUGGCCUGACGAACCAGUCGUGGUUUUUCCACUCGCCGCUCCAGUACUGGUCCGGCUCUGCCGAGAAGAUCGCCGCCGACGAGGACAUCGUUGCCACCGUCAACGAGCGGAAGUCCCAGACGACCUCUGUCAACACAACCCUGCGUCACCCCAUCGUCUUCAGCGGCAAGCGCUUUGACGAGCGCCGGCUAGUCGCUGCAGAUGCGCUCGUCAUCACUCUCUUUCACCUCCGCGACUCACCCGUGGGCCGGCAGUGGGUAAGAAAGGUGGAGGCGCUGGCCCGGACCUCGGAACGCGAUGGCAAGUGGCAGAUCAUCCCGCCUGACGGCAGGAGUCUCUCGAACCAGCUCUACCAGUUCCAGUUUCAGCCCAUGUCGGCCUUCGAAUGGGUGCUUCUGACGCUAGCCUACUCCCUCACCUUCGCAUACCUGCUGCUCUCCCUGUCCAAAUUGCGGGCUUUCAAGUCAAGGGUUGGCCUCAUGGUCACCGUCCUGGCGCAAAUCGCUGCCUCCAUCUUCUCCAGCUUCACCGUGUGUGCCAUCUUCAAGAUCGACCUUUCCCGCAUACCCUACUACGCCUACCCCUUGGUGAUCCUCACCAUCAGCUUGGAGAACUCGUUCAGGCUGAUAAACGCCGUGAUCGUCACGUCCUCCACCAUAAGCACCAGCCUGAGGAUAGGCGAUGCGUUUGGCGCCACAGCCCACAUCGCCAUCGCCAACCGAGCACAGAACUUCUUGCUCCUGCUCGGCCUGGCGAGGAUCACUUCCGCCGGCGUCUCGGCCUUCUGCACCUUCGCCGCCAUCGCCACCCUCUUUGACUUCUUUUACCUUGCCACCUUCUUCCUCUCGGUGCUCAGCGUCGACGUCCGCCAGAGAGAGCUCUGCGAGCUGGAGAAGGCGUCUCUGAAGCGGGCCAAGUCCUCGCACGGCGGCCUGCCGAAGGCGCCUUGGAUCCGCGACUUGCACCCCUUCCGCCUGGGCGAGACUGCCCUGACGACUCGGAUCGUCGGGACCAUUGUCCUGGUCGGCUUCGUCCUCAUCGCGCAAGCCCAUUACGUCUCGGAAGGCCCCCACCGGUGGCUGAACCAACUGUUCAGCAUGUCAUGGAGCGCGGCUGGGCGGGCUCCCAAGUCUUCGCUGCUGGUCGACAUCCACCAGGCCAGGAGCCCGACUUCCUGGCUCCGCCUCCAGGACCGCGAGACCGCGCGCGAGGUCAUCAAGGUGGUCAAGCCCUGGGCCCAUAGCUACGUGGCGCGCAUCUACGACCCGAUCAUCUUCGUCUUAAAAGGGGCUGACCGCACGCCCGACACGCAGGAGCCGCUGUUCCUGCCCGCCGUCUACGACUUUCUCCACCAUCAGAUCCCCCAGUUUAUGGUCUGCUUGUCAACCGUGCUGGCUACCCUUUUGCUGUUUACGAAGUACCUCAUCAAAGACCGGCUCCAGGGUGACGGUGCAUCCGACCACCCUGACGACGAGCCGUUGUUGUCCGUCAGGUCUCUCAGCGGAGGCCACGUGCUAGAUGUCGCCAUGCUGUCGGCGUCGCCGGGGGGCAAGCUGGUGUCCGUCGGGCUCGAUCGGGCUAUCCAGGUCUGGGAUCUCCUAUCGGGCACCCGAAAUCGCGUGUUGUCCGACCCGGAGGUGCCGCUCGAGAACCCGUUCCCGGUCUUGAGCAUGGCGAUCGAUGACGAGUCCAAGUGGUUGGCGCUCGUUUCGUGGCAGAGAGUCUUCCUCUGGAACAUGGAGACGCGGCAGUGGGCGGAGACGAGAGAGGUAGACCUGGGAGGGCAUCGACCAGAGGCGGUGUUCUUUGUUCUCAAGACGCCAGACACGCCACCAACUUUGGUCUUGGUGAGGAGAAACGGCGUGGGUUUGGAGUUGCAGCUGGAAACUGCAAAGUCUCGGGACUUUGUAAUAUGCAAGACGCCGCUGGUCUGGGCUGUCUCAUUCACCGAGAACAACCCAGCCCAACCUAACGCCCGGUCCAUCUCCAUGCUCACGGCAUCUCGCAAGAACUGUAUCCAUCUCGUCAGACAGCAGGGGGAUGAGUGGCUGUCAACCGAGGUGAAGCUCGAAGGGGAGCGCGAGAGGCGCGACGUGCAUUGCCUGCUCCCUAUUCCAGGACUAUCAAUGUACCUAAUCGGCCGCUCCCAGUCGGUGGAUCUGGUUGAUCUCGAGUCGUCAACCAUCAUUCACACCUUCCGCACCGAGAUGAUGCAGAAGCGGACACUGAAACACAUCGCCUUCACGCGGCCGCAGCAGUCUGGCCUCGAAUCACUAACAUUAUCCUACAUCAGCGCGGAGACGGGUGAGCUGGUCGUACACAGUUACCUAUCCGCAACCGCGACCGACACGCCAUCUUCUCCCCCUCCCCCCGAACCGCUGGCCAGCACCGCGCACGGCCGGUGGAUCCCAGCGCAAGAAGCCAUCAAGCACAUCUCCAAUCCCGGCGUCUGGGAAGCCCUUCCCAGCGGGAGCAUUGUCGGCGUCCGCCGAAAACCAUCCCCUACCCCAUCACCACCUCCACUCUCAUCACCCCCUCUACUAGGCACACUACGCAGACGAACAGUCAGCCCAUCCGUCGUCAGCGUCGGCCACGCCUACUUCGACCGCUCCCCGGACGGGCCGCUCGGCCUGGGCGGCGUCGGCCUGGCAGGCGGCGACGGCCGGCUGCAGCGGGCUGUGGGUCUUGGGGUUGGGGUCGGCGGGAGGAGGAAGAAGGCUUUGUCUGCUUCUGGGAGGGGGGCGAGUAGUAGUCUUGGUGGUGGGGGUGGGGGUGGGGGUGGGGGUUCGCUUGGGGGACGGGGGAGUGGGAGUGGUUCAGUAUGGGAAGGGGGAGGGGUGGGGAGUUAUGGGUGUUAG